Molecule: messenger RNA, 1569 nt
Organism: Anolis sagrei ordinatus
Lineage: Eukaryota; Metazoa; Chordata; Lepidosauria; Squamata; Anolidae
Source: RefSeq, a predicted model, not a curated record
AUGGCUGAUGAGUUUGGCUCAGGCCCAACAAGAAGUUUAAGAAAGAGGGAAGGAAGGAUCACUAUACUUAUCCUGAUUGAAGAGAAUCAAGUCCAGAAGAAUUUCCGCCAGUUAGUACCCUUUUCUUCAAACUUUUUAAUCGAAUAUAAAGCAACUGAGUUACAAAUUCAUGCUUAUAUUAUGGAAAGGUUUAUAGUAUCCACCAUUGUUUUUCUGAUCUGCCUUCCUGGACUUGUAGGGAAUGGAAUAGUCAUUUACCUUCUUGGCUUUCACAUUAAGAGAAAUCCUUUCACCACCUACAUACUGAACCUCUCCAUUGCUGACUUUGGACUGCUAACAGUGGUAGUUGCACACAAUAUUUUUUUGAUUUUAAACUUGCUUGGUGAGAUUUCCUUUAUGAAAUAUCUAGAUGUUCUGCAUGAUUCCAUCUUUCUGUUCACAUUCUUGAUCAGCCAGUUCCUAUUGACAAUCAUCAGCAUUGAUAGGUGUGUCUGCCUCUUUUUCCCACUUUGGCAUCGAUGCCACCGGCCACCACAUUUGUCCACUAUUGUUUGUGUCAUCAUCUGGAUCCUCAGCUUCUUGAUAUCUUCUACAAAUGCCAUACUCAUUGUCACUAUUCAUUUUAAAUGGAUAAACACUGUCCAUUAUUUCUUGAAUGUUGCAAUUUUCAUGCCCAUCAUGUGUGUGUCCACUGUAGCCAUGUUCAUCAAAAUCUCCUCAAGACCACAACAAAAUAAGCGGGUGAGAUUGUUAAGAGCUAUUUUGUUGACACUUAUCUUCUUCUUGCUCUUCACUUUUCCAUUUAAUGUUAUUCAUAUUCUUUUCAUUUUUGAAAAAGUUGAACGCCAUUUCUUUACAUAUGCCUACCUAUGCGCCUCUCUAAACAGCACUAUUAACCCCAUGAUCUAUUAUUUGGUGGGAAGAGAUAAAAAAGGGGAAGCCAGCAAAAAAAUAAAUAUAGUACUUGAGAGACUUUUCAAAGAGGAGGAAGACUAUAGGAGAGAACAGGAAAACCUCAGCUGACUGCCCAGUUUGAUGCCAGAAACAGCCUUAAGCAUAAGUGAAAGCGAAUACUUCAGCCAAAAUAAAGAUAAUACACUGUCUUCAAGUAAACAUAAAACAGAAAUCUUCACAUCAGACAGCAAAUUAAAGUCUUUGAUGAUAACACACAGUGUUCAAACAAACAUAAAUCAGAAGUCUUCAAUAAGACAGCACAUAAAGUCUUGGAAAAACAAACAGGCUUACAAGUUGCAAACAAGAGCCUUUAGAGAUCAGACACUGGAACAAUGGCAGGGUGCUGAUAACAGGAACUCCUCCGAAAAUAGGUCAAUUGCAGCCAGCACUGAGCCUCUGACUUUGCUGCUAAUUUAUAGCCAUUGAUGUGCAGGCACAACUGUACCAGGAGCUCCAAUUUUGUUUGCUUUGCAUUGAAUGUUUGUUUGUAGUCCUAAGUUUCAAGGACUCUGCAGAUAGGUGGCUUCUUUUGGCUGCAAUCAUAGGGGAAGCCACCUGUCAGUUAUCGUUAGGUUCCCUGGUCCCGCCCCCUUUUGGGGUUUUUUAGGGUAUAGG